AUGGCUGGUCUAGAUGGUGUCACCCCUGUAGUGCCGGCUCUGCUCACUCCAGAGGCAGCUAAGCGGUUGUUGGAACAACGACGUAGUGUGGAGAUGCGGGAAGAGCUGUGGAGGUUGAGCAGGGUUGACUCUACUAGACCCUAUGCCGUGCGUAUCAUAGUCAUUACCGUCCCUUAUCGGCCUCUUCCUCCUCCUUCUCGACGGCUACUAGGACUACCUCUAGUGGUCGUACUACGGCAGCAGCAGCAGCAGCUGGGCCUUAUGCAGCUCAAUAUCAUGGCUUGGCAAGAGGAGGGAGGGGCGGUGUAUAGCCGUCAUGAGGCAUGGCUGAUGAAGAGAGAGGAGAAGUUGGAGGAGAGGAGGAGGGAGAAGGAGGAGGCCUCUAUGAAGGAGUGUGUGUUUAAGCCUAAGACCACUACGACUGGCCGUAGGGGAUCUAAAAUGGGACCGCAACAUGUGAAGGCGUGGGAGGAGCGCCGGAAAGCACGAGAGAUAGCGGGGGAGGCGAUGAAGGAGGAGAAGGAGAUAGCGGCUUGUGCCUUUAAGCCGUAUACCAAUCCGGUUAGGAGGAGCAUGAGGCAUGCCAGAGAGUAUAUGCAGACUAAUGUAUUCGAUCGACUAGCAUCUCAUGGGAGGGUGUUGGCUGAUGGGGAGAAAAGUGAUGGUAUGCCCACGGGAAGGGUUGGUAUGAGCAAACGUAGUGAGGAGGAGAUGCAGCAUAUAAUGUAG
This is a messenger RNA of Perkinsus marinus ATCC 50983, 729 nucleotides long. RefSeq lists its product as hypothetical. The record is from RefSeq and is a predicted model, not a curated record. The coding region runs from base 1 to 729 and encodes 242 amino acids. The transcript is spliced from 7 exons. Lineage: Eukaryota; Perkinsozoa; Perkinsida; Perkinsidae.